AUGUUGCUCAAGGACCUCAUCUGCCGUUGGAGCCUUUCGCCCGAUAUCUCAGUUCACGUUGCUGUAGCUGGAUCUGCGCAAGGGCUUGGACGCAAGGAUUUUGCACGACUUUUGCCCUCGGAAGGGUGCCAUGUAGGCGUUUACGAUCUGCGACUCACGCAUGUACCACUCAGGAGAACAGCAUUGGAGUCAGCCAGGCUUGCUGCCGACGUCUCUGUCAACACCUUCCAUCUUAUCAACUCACUCGGGCCGAGGGUCAUCUUUUACCUGAACGAGCCAGACUCAGUGUUCACAGAGGGUUUGGCGACUGCGCAGGCGCGUGCAAAAGUCCCAGCUAUCGCUUUGAUGCCUGAAGAUAUAGAGCAUGUCGGGUGGCUGCCUGAUCUUCCCAUCCAGGCGCUUGAGAACUGGAAUACCCCCGAGGUCAAGUUGGUUGUCAUCACGAACAAUCGCCCUGGGUCAUGCAUUCGUCUUCUUCGCUCACUGUCGCAUGCCCACUACCUGAAUGACAGGGUAUCUCUGACCCUCAACAUGGAUGCAGAGGCAGACCGCGUGACACUUCAGAUGGCUGGCUCCUUCCAGUGGGAUUUUGGCGAAAAGUUCAUGCGCCACCGGGUUCGACGAGGAGGACUCAUGUUGGCUGUUGUCGAGGCGUGGUACCCUCAAGGAAACGAUGAGUACGCCGUGCUAUUAGAGGAUGAUGUGGAAGUGUCUCCAUUGUUUUAUGUUUGGAUCAAGUACAACAUCCUCAAGUACCGCUACUCGCCUGACAACUAUUUAUACCAACGCAUGUUCGGCGUCAGCAUGUACUCUCAAAAAUUCGUGGAGACCCAUCUCGCAGGACGCGCACCCUUCAACCCAGAGGACAUAUUCAUCGAGACGCCCGAGUAUGAGCUCAGAACACCAUUUUUAUUGCAGCUUCCUUGUAGUUGGGGAGCAGUUUACUUCCCAGAGCACUGGCGGGAGUUCCAUGAGUAUGUCGCGGAUCGCUUGCUGGAUAUUGAGUGGAACAAGACCAGUCUCCAGUCUGUACAGAUCCCCAACUCCAGGACGAACCGGUGGUCGAACUCGUGGAAGAAACUGUUCAUCGAGAUGAUUUACAUGCGCGGCUAUGUAAUGUUGUAUCCCAAUUUUUUCAACUUCACAUCAUUCUCAACCAACCACCUGGAGUGGGGCACCCAUACCAAGCAGCAGAGAAAUAGUGCAGGCACGUUUUUGGUCCCAUUGAUGACAGACAGUGAGAGAUUGCUGGACGAUCUUCCGAACCGUCGAUUGCCAGACUGGGACUCUCUGCCUGUGUUGGACCUCUGGGCGAACCUGGCUACGAGCGCAGAGCUGAUCAAGCGAGGUCGAGCAUUGCAGGAAAAGCUUAAUCCAUGCCUGCUGAGGAAUAGCAAGAAUGAAGUCAUCUGGGAAGGCCAGGAGAAGGAACUCAAGUGCGCAAAGACUCAACCAUAUUACUCGACUCACACGACACCUAUGCCAAAGACGACAGCGCCGCCGGCGAUCGAAACUAUGUCAAUCUCAGCAAUUAGGAGUGAUCCGAUGAAUCCUGCCAGCAUCAGUACCUAUGAAUCCGUAUCAGCAUAUCCAACCCCUACACCGUCGUCGUCAGCAGAUGAUAGUCAAGACGAUACUGGUCCCUCGCCCAGUCAGCGCAAAUCACCCGUGUCUUCGGCCACACCGUACUAA
Messenger RNA from Gamsiella multidivaricata, 1692 nucleotides. RefSeq lists its product as uncharacterized. Bases 1 to 1692 code for a protein of 563 amino acids. Lineage: Eukaryota; Fungi; Mortierellomycota; Mortierellomycetes; Mortierellales; Mortierellaceae. The transcript has 2 exons. The record is from RefSeq and is a predicted model, not a curated record.